UUAAUUUACCCCGUGUAGUAAAUUCAUCAUGGCGCUUGCUGAAGUUUGUGGAUUCUCAAAGAAAGCCUGUCAGUUUUCUCCAAAUUCUUCUUUAUUCCCAAGACCAGAAGAAGGAAGUGAUUUGGGACACGGUCUAGAAACGACAGAGAACUUUUUUGUGCCUAAUGAUUUUGAUCCUGUUGAAAAUUUGAGAGAGUUUACAGAAGGAGACAGCAAUGUAAAAAUCCACUUUGACCAUGGGACCACAACGUUAGCAUUUAAAUUCAAGCAUGGCGUCAUUGUUGCUGUGGAUUCAAGAGCUACAGCAGGCCCAUAUAUAGCCUCCCAGACAGUAAAGAAGGUAAUAGAGAUCAACCCGUAUCUGCUAGGUACCAUGGCAGGUGGGGCCGCAGAUUGCUCCUUCUGGGAGAGGUUUCUAGCCAAACAGUGCAGAAUUUAUGAGCUAAGGAACAGAGAGAGGAUCUCAGUAGCAGCUGCCUCUAAACUUCUAGGAAACAUUGUCUAUGGUUACAAGGGUAUGGGGCUCUCUAUGGGAACAAUGAUUUGUGGAUGGGAUAAAAAGGGUCCUGGCCUAUAUUAUGUAGACAGUGAUGGCACAAGGAUAACCAAUAACAUGUUCUCAGUGGGUUCUGGUUCCACGUAUGCCUAUGGUGUCAUGGACAGUGGGUACAGCUGGGACCUCUCAGUGAAGGAUGCCUAUGAGUUGGGAGAGAGGGCCAUCUACCAUGCCACUCACAGAGACGCCUACAGUGGGGGUGUGGUCAACAUGUACCAUAUGAAGGAGACAGGCUGGAUCAAAGUGUCUCAGAAUGAUACCAAAGAACUGCAUUAUAAAUACCAAGCUGAGAAAAAGUGAAUCAUGACAAUUUGAGCAAUUUGAAGGGAAAAGAAAACAGUCUGAGCUAUUUAGAACUCAGUUUCCGUUAAAAUAAAGCAAGUCAUUUCAAGCGUAUUGUUGUGUUUUGAAAACACUUAGAGAUCUUUUAUGAUGAGGAUCUUUAAUGUCUUGGAGACAUUUCUUGGGCUUAAAUAGAAGACUUGAUGAACCCAGUGCAGAUAGGACAAGUUUGUAUUGUGAUAUAGCUUCUGAUCUGGAAGGUGAAAAAUAAAUGUAAAAGUUUAAAGAAA
Molecule: messenger RNA, 1128 nt
Organism: Lingula anatina
Lineage: Eukaryota; Metazoa; Brachiopoda; Lingulata; Lingulida; Lingulidae
Product: proteasome subunit beta type-5
Cellular component (GO): cytoplasm; proteasome core complex
Molecular function (GO): threonine-type endopeptidase activity
Source: RefSeq, a predicted model, not a curated record